CCACUCCCAUCGAUUAUAUUCACCACCACCGAGUAACGUCGUUACAUCUUUCGACCAACCAACUGUCAUCAUGGUAACGCUGCGUUUGGUUGUCAAAACAAAGCGAAUCCGAGGUGGCAGUGACGAAAAUUUACACAGUUUUCCUGUAAAAGAAAAGUGUUUUAACCACGUUUCAGGCCUUUUUCUGAAUUAAAAUCAGCUUGAAAGGAUAAUCAAGCGCUAGGUGCUGCAUUUUGCGUGGAGUUUCAUAAGAAUAAUCUCCAAUUAAAAACAGAAAAUGUCGCAAGAGGUAGAAGAAACGCUAAAGCGAAUCCAAUCCCACAAAGGUGUUGUAGGAACGAUUGUAGUCAACAAUGAAGGCAUUCCAGUGAAAAGUACGCUCGACAACACGUCCACCGUGCAGUACGCCGGCUUGAUGAGCCAACUGUCCGACAAAGCCCGAUCGGUGGUGCGUGAUUUGGAUCCCUCGAACGAUCUGUCCUUUCUGCGAGUGCGGUCCAAGAAGCAUGAAAUUAUGGUAGCUCCCGAUAAGGACUUUCUGCUGAUCGUCAUUCAAAACCCGACGGACUGAAUCCGGCGUUGAUCGCACAAAUGCAAAGCAGUGAUAUUGGAGGUUUCUUUCUUUGCGUUUCUAUCACAUUUCUAUCGCUUUUUUUACCGGCAACAACCUUUAAACUGGCUCCGACCGUGUAUGCUUGCUUGCAGCGGGAGAUAAAUUAAUUUAAAUGUAGUAAGAAAAUCGUAAUACACAUACUCAUCCAUAGAAGUGUGAUGUUUCCUUAGGAGCCAUGCCACACCUUUUUCAAAAUCUUAUUUAAAGUGCAUCUAUUGAGUCGAUUCGUGUAGCAAUAACACACAGACAAAACGACAGUUUUUGAAGAUGUUUUUUUUUUUGUUUUCGUCUUAACUUGCUUUAUUUAUAGGUCAUCUAUAUAAAAAAAAAAAACGAAACAUAAAACAAUUGUUUCCUUAAAAGUCGCUUCACAAACAUUCGAACAAUUGUGUUCCAUUGGUUUAAAAGUAACGAAUACUAUCAAUUUUUCAACGUGUUCCUACAGAAUAGUUCCGCUUUUCUAUAUUAGCCAUCUUCCGGUGCAGGUAUAGCGUCCGUACUGCACUUCCUACGCAACAUUGAUAUAGAAAAGAUUCGUAGAUGAAUUUCUUCUUAAAAUCACAUUCUGUGUAAGUUGCUUGUGAAUGAAGGGGUCGUUGACCAGCGUACUUCGUGAUAGAAAA
Molecule: messenger RNA, 1236 nt
Organism: Anopheles stephensi (Asian malaria mosquito)
Lineage: Eukaryota; Metazoa; Arthropoda; Insecta; Diptera; Culicidae
Gene: robl
Product: dynein light chain roadblock-type 2
Exons: 3
Coding region: 278-571 (97 amino acids)
Biological process (GO): microtubule-based movement
Cellular component (GO): cytoplasm; centrosome; cytoplasmic dynein complex
Molecular function (GO): dynein intermediate chain binding
Source: RefSeq, a predicted model, not a curated record